UUUUGAUAGUGCUUCGUUUGGUUGGUUGUUUGCGUGUGAGAUAAAAUAUGGGUCUUUUAAGAUUUUUUGUGUGUUUACAUAAAGUUCUUAGCAUUCCUAGUGUCAUAUUUAUUACGUGAACAUUAAUCACGCGUUUAUGAACGUUUGUAUGUGAUUGUACGUGUUCAAGGCCAGUGGUGUUUCAAUGUCAAUCUCAUCUGUCUCAAUUUUCGUAAUCUGUAAACAUGGCGCUUAGAAGCCAGUUGCGUUGUCACUAACGAAUACAAUUCAUUAUAAAGUGCAAUGUUCUCCACGCCAUCUUCAACAUCAGAACCACAUAAUUAUGAUUUUGAGAAGGAAGAAAACGCUGCAAAAUGGAAAGGAGUAUUUGUCAAUUCUUUACGGAAGGUCUUGGAGCAGGUUCAUCAUUCUCUGGAUGCCCGGGAGGAUGCACUGGACUAUGUAGAAAGCUUGAUUCUGCGACUGCUGGGGAUGCUGUGUGCACGUCCUUCACCACACACGGUACAGGAUGUGGAGGAAAGGGUGCGGCGCACAUUCCCAACUCCAAUUGAUAAAUGGGCGCUUUCUGAUGCCAAAGAGGCUCUGGAUCGUGGCAAGAAGAAAUCUCCUCUUGUUCUGCCUGUUGACAAAGUCCAUCAUCUGCUACAGAAGGAAGUUCUUCAGUACAAAAUUGAUUCCCAGGUGGCUCUCUAUGUUGUUGCUGUAUUGGAAUACAUCUCAGCUGAUAUUCUGAAGUUGGCAGGAAAUUAUGUGAAAAACAUCCGUCAUGUGGAAAUUACAUGCCAGGAUAUCCGUGUUGCCAUGUGUGCAGACAAGGUUCUCAUGGAUAUGUUUUAUCAAGAUGAGGAUGCCAGCGGAGGUGGGGGCAUGUCAGGAAUUGGUGUGAUAGAUGAUUCUGACCCUGUCACGCCUCGAACUUCUCUUACCUAUGAUGAAGUGGUAAAGGACCUCAUCCAUGAUGAAAAACAGUAUCUCCGUGAUUUACACAUGAUCAUCAAAGUUUUUAGGGAAGAAAUUGCAAAACUGGUAACAGGAAACUCAAAGGAAUUGGAUGCCAUGUUCAGCAAUAUCAUGGACAUCUAUGAGCUGACAGUCACAUUGCUUGGGUCAUUAGAAGAUACACUGGAGAUCAGUGAGGAGAAACAGGUCCCAGCUAUAGGCAGCUGCUUUGAGGAGUUGGCUGAGGCUGCUGAAUUUGAUGUGUAUGGCCGUUACGCCAAGGACAUCACUCAGCAACAAAGUCGAGAUGCCCUCACACGAUUGCUUAGUCGACCUGAGGUAUCUGAUGCACUACAGUCAGCGGGUCAUGGAUUUCGGGAGGCUGUGAAAUAUUACCUGCCUAAACUUCUCCUUGGGCCCGUCUGGCAUUGUUUCCUAUAUUUUGAAUACAUCAAGAUCCUACAUCGAUUAAAGCCGGGAGAUGAAGAUGGUGAAAGUUUAGAGCAAGUAGAAGGUCUGCUUCGACCUUUGCAGAUGGAACUUAAACAGACGGUUAGCAGCUUGCCAAAAAAAGAGACUGGGGUUCGAAUGCAUGGUCGAGCAAGACGACAAUCAGCCCUUGAAAAAACCAAUGAACUACAGAAAUCCAUAGAUGGUUGGGAAGGUAAAGACAUAGGCCAAUGCUGUAAUGAAUUUAUUCGAGAAGAUGUACUGCGAAAGGUGGGAAGUGGGCGACGACUUACAGAGAGGCGAGUGUUUCUUUUUGAUGGACUCAUGAUACUGUGCAAACCCAACAGCAAGAGAGCGUCUGUUUCUGUUACGGGACCAAUUGGUGGAGAGUAUCGCCUUAAAGAGAGAUUCUUCAUUCGUAAAGUGGAGAUUAUUGACCGUGAGGAUACAGAAGAACUGAAGAAUGCAUUUGAGAUUGCUCCACGAGUUCAGCCAAACGUUAUACUUGUAGCAAAGUCUCCUGAAGACAAAAAUAACUGGAUGGCUGACCUCAUCAUGCUCAAUACAAAGAGUAUGUUGGAACGCACUCUGGACAGUAUCUUGUUGGAUGAAGAGAAGAAGCACCCACUACGCUUACCUUCACCUUCAAUAUACCGAUUUGCGGAGGCAGACUCUAAAUCCAAUAUAGUACUUGAAGAGCGGGAAAAUGCUGGAGUGCCUCUUAUAAAGGGUGCAACACUAUACAAGUUAGUGGAGAGGUUAACGUAUCACAUUUAUGCUGAUCCUAUGUUUGUAAGGACAUUCCUCACCACAUACCGCAGCUUCUGCUCACCCCAGGAACUCUUGGACCUCUUGGUGGAGAGAUUCAACAUUCCUGAUCCAUCGUUGGUCUACGAUGACAACAAGGACUCUUUGGAGUCAGAAAAGACAAUCAAGAACUCCCAGAGGGAAGACUGGAAGAGGUAUAGGAAAGAAUACUGUCAGCCAGUGCAGUUCAGAGUGCUGAAUGUGUUAAGGCAUUGGGUGGAUCAUCAUUUUUAUGAUUUUGAGCGAGACCCUUCAUUGCUUGAAAAACUUCAUGCCUUCCUUGACACAGUAAAUGGCAAGUCAAUGAGAAAGUGGGUUGACUCUGUUCUCAAAAUAGUGCAGAGGAAGUCUGAUCCUAAUGAACUGCAGCGGGAAAUAACAUUUAAUUUUGGCCGUUCCCCACCGCCUAUAGAAUGGCAUAUAUGCUGUCCUGAAGAGGAAUGGACAAUUCUUACAUUGCAUCCAAUUGAAAUCGCCAGACAGCUAACAUUACUGGAGUUUGAAUUAUAUAGGGCUGUGAAACCUUCAGAGUUGGUUGGAAGUGUGUGGACCAAGAAGAACAAAGAACAGACUUCCCCCAACUUGCUUCGAAUGAUUAAACAUACUACCAAUUUCACUCGAUGGCUAGAGAAAAAUAUAGUGGAGGCAGAGAAUUUUGAAGAGCGAGUGGCAACAAUGUCUCGGAUCGUAGAAAUCAUGAUGGUGCUGCAAGACCUGAACAACUUUAAUGGUGUCUUGGCUGUUGUUUCAGCUAUGGGUUCAGCUUCUGUCUUCCGACUGAAAUGUUCCUCUCAGAAAUUACCAGAAAGACUGGAAAAGGCACUUGAAGAAGCAAGGGAAUUGAACAAUGAUCAUUUCCGUAAAUAUCAAGAGAAACUUCGUUCUAUUAACCCGCCAUGCGUUCCCUUCUUUGGCAUGUACCUGACCAAUAUCCUACACAUUGAAGAGGGCAACCCAGACUACCUGCCCAACUCCCCUGAACUCAUCAACUUCAGUAAAAGGCGCAAGGUGGCAGAGAUCACAGGAGAGAUUCAGCAGUACCAGAACCAGCCAUACUGUCUUAGUGUUCACCCGAAAAUACGGCAUUUUCUAGAAAAUUUGAAUCCGUUUGAGGAUCAAAAGGACACAGACAUAAGUAACUACUUGUACAACAAAUCGCUUGAAGUGGAACCUAGAGGAUGCCGGCAGCCUCCCAGAUUUCCCCGAAAGUGGCCAGAUUUGAACCUCAAGUCACCAGGUAUAAAGCCGCGUAACUUACCAGGUCGCAACCAUCCUCCUGGUCCUCUUCCUUCAAUGGGAGAACGUCAUUUAUUCCCAUCAACCAGUCGGUUGCCAGAAGAUGGGGAGGAAACUCCGAGGACACCACUCACAGUGUCAGCACCCCAUACGCCCCCAUACCAUGGUCCUUCCUCAGACUUUAGUGUCUUUGCACCAAUUCUCAUUGGACCUGCAGCUUCAGGAAACCAGUCACCUGGCCCUAUUCAGUCAGCAGCAAGUAGUAUAGCAUCUGGAAUUGCGACAACAUUGGUACUGAAUUCUGCUUCCACCUCUCCAGCAACGUCUCCAACAGUUACGUCACAACAAGCAGCUGGAGGUGGUCUGAUUGGUUCCUCUUCCCCAUCUCCAUGUCCUCCCCCAGUAACCACUGCCUCAGUCACAUCCAUGCCUCCACCACCUGCCCCACUUCCUAAUCCCGGUCCACCACCUCCUCUACCACCUCGGCGCCCAAGGGAACCCUCACUUGGGGAUAACAAUUCUCCCCAGCAGGUUUGCCAAGCUUCUGAUGCACCCAUGCUUCCUCCACGGGGACUGUCUCCUCCACCCCUUCCACCUCGACGUGAUGUGGCUGGGGUCCCCAUUGUAUCUGGAACAAUGCCUCGUAUUCUGCCUUCACAGUCACGUGAUCUCAGUGCUACCAUGAACAACUCGUUCACUCCUCUACUAAGGCGAAACUCUGCUUUGGACAUGCAUCUCAUUUCAUCUCAACCACUGAUACCUUCUUGUUGUACUAGUGGAGGCAUGGGUACUACAGCACCAGUCCCAGCAAGAAGACACAUGUCUGUAAAUGGGCCUAUUUUUACAACUUCAGCAUCCUGUUUUCCCCAUUCUUCAGUGUCAUGUGGUGGGCACAAGACUGGCUUGUGUAAUCAUCGAGAACCAUUCGCAGUACAUCAUCAUAGCAACACGACACCCAAACUUCCACCAAAACCAUUCAUCAGCAGUAAACCAUUGCCACCCCCGGCAACUGCACAUUCUCAUGCCCCACCACCUCCAGCAAUGUUCCAAUUCAACAGCAGUCAGAGCUAGUGAAACCAUCCUUACUUUCUCUCCCCUAACUCUCAAGUAACUAGCUGUUACUUGAGGUAAUGACUGUUCCUAAAUCCCCCAUAUUUUACGACACAGAGUCCAUAUUGAUAUGUUUAUGCCAUCAGUCAACGGAAACUUGAGGGAAAACUUAUACCAUAUCAUUCUGAGCAGGUCAUAUUAGCUGGUGUCAUCCGUGUAGUAUAAUUUAACCCUUUGCAAUGCCAUUUAAAUUCAGUCUAUUGAUGCUAUCAUAACAGUUAAUUUAAAUGCUCUUUGUAUAUUAAAUAUAGAAAGAGAUUUGGGGUAUUUGCUACAGUCUAAUGCAGUAAGCAGAGCAAAGGGUUCAGACUUAGGAUAACACUUAAUCCUCCCAUAGCCAGAAGGUACAGAAGUGCUCGUAAUGAGAUUGUCACAGCAGACCAAGGCCUUGAAGCAAUAUGUUUUGUACACUGGUCCUAAUGUCGUUUCGUGGGUUUCUGGUUAUGUGAUACAUGAAAUAAUUAGAGUAACAUAAUUUAUAUCAUCUGACUUGUAUCUGUUGUUACAUACAAGUAUGUACACACUUGCCCUUAUUUUUCACAGAUUAAGAGUUUUUAUGAACAGAAUAAGCAAUAUCACUUUCUUCUGAUCCACACCCUGAGAACAAAGUGAUCUGUUUUUAUUUUAAAAUUACAGAAAAUAUGUGUAUUUAGUGAAAUAAAAGAAAAAUUUGGGGUGAGUUGUUACUUAUUCAGAGCUUCGGUAUAGAAGGGUGAUUUUAGUUCAGUGGUGAUCUUGUUUGAAGAUCCAUGGCUUCUUUUCUUUCAACCAUUGAUGUCAGUUAUAUUUUAUUGCAUAUUAAAAAUCCUAUUUUAUUUCUGUGAAUAUUGCAUGAUCUUUAUGAGGCCUUUAAAAAUAAUACCAAGUCACCUCCUACCCCAAAGGCAUAAAUUAAGUAAUAAUUAUUAUUAUCAUCCUCCCCACCUCAUAAUAGCAUCAUGGAAAAUAUGGUUGACUUCUUAGUGCUACACUAGCAUCUUCCUGGAUAUGUGUGUUGUCCCCAAGUGUCCAUCUCCUGCAGUUCUUUGCAGAAAUGGUUUGCCAGGGAUAUAAAGUGAUCUUGAUAGGCUUUCUUCCAGCCACAACUAUGAUUAUUACUACCAGUAUCACAUUCACUACUGCUGCUGCUGCUGCUACUACUACUCUACUACUUAUGACUGCAGCCACUGCUGCUACGCUUUUGUUGAUGAUGACGUCAGUGACGACAAUUAUAGUAUUGUAACGUGUUUUGCCACUGAA
Cryptotermes secundus is the source of this 5781-nucleotide messenger RNA. It is a transcript of the gene Sos, whose product is annotated as protein son of sevenless. Gene Ontology annotation, biological process: Ras protein signal transduction; positive regulation of GTPase activity. Gene Ontology annotation, cellular component: plasma membrane; nucleosome. The record is from RefSeq and is a predicted model, not a curated record. The transcript has 24 exons. The coding region runs from base 283 to 4503 and encodes 1406 amino acids. Gene Ontology annotation, molecular function: protein heterodimerization activity; guanyl-nucleotide exchange factor activity; DNA binding. NCBI's taxonomy places the organism in Eukaryota, Metazoa, Arthropoda, Insecta, Blattodea, Kalotermitidae.